UUUUGGAAACGUCAUUUUUCAGUGUUGUUUACAGAGAUUAUAAGUGCAAAAUACGUGAAAAAAACGCAAUAAAACCGCAUAAAAAGCGAAAAUAUAUAGUAAAAAUGAGCGGUGAAAUUCCGGAAAAUCCUGAAAAAUCAUUGUUUGAAGAAAACAAUUAUUCCGUCGUGGAUAGUAUUGAGAAAACUGAAGAGACUGCGCAGGAAGAAAAUGCAGUAGUCGACGAUAAAGCAUUGACGGUUAUUUCUGAAGAUUCAACAGAAAAAAAAGAUGCUACGUCGUCUGAAACCAAAGAAGACUCUUUAAUAAUAACCCAUGAAGAAGAUUUGGAUAUAAUACCUGAAGACAAGGCCAAAGUUGCUGCAGAAAAUCCACCACAAAGUGAAGAAAAUCAGGAUGUUAAGGCGGCAAAAGCAAAAACCCAUAUCAACUACGUUUGGGUGUCGAAUAUUAGUCGCCAUACUAAGGCUACGUCUUUAAAAAAGCUGGUAAGUCGCCAUGGUAAAGUUAACACGGCCAAAAUCGUCACCAAUGGGAAGUCGUUCUUUGGAUAUGUCGCGAUGGAGAACCAUGAGGUCGCCUUGAAGUGUAUCGAAGCCUUAAAUGAUACCAUCUUCGAAGGAAAGAAGAUCAUAGUAUCAAUGGAUCGCCCUGAUACAUCUAAAACCGUCAAUGCAACUUCAAAUGAUGAAGAUAAAAAAUCGGACAAGUCCAAAGUUAAAAAAGACCCUACGAAAAAAGAAACCAAAAAAAUCGAUGUGGACUGGAGAUACGAGUAUCAGCGCACCAAGAACGAAGUCGAUCGUCUACGAAGAAGAUUACUGGACAACGAUAGGCGCUAUGUGGGUGCGCAAGGCAAAAUUCACCGACUCGAAAUUAGUCUGAAGGACCUUCAGAAUCAGCUGCGCGAUGAAAGAAGGCGCCACAACAAGGACAAGGAGGAUCUGGAACGUAAAACUUCCAUGGAACUCAAAAAGUGCGUCGAAGAUCGCGUCAUGAUCAACAAAGAACUGGACGACGUAAGAAAGUUGCGCGAGAGUUUAAAGAUGAAAAUCAAGGAGGCCGAAAUGAGGCACACCCACAAAUCGAGAAGCGUAUCGCCGAAAAAGAAAAAAUGGUCCGAGAGAUCCCCACCGCCUCCUCCAAAACUCACCGACAACCGUAAACGAACCGCCGACCCAUCGCGACACUACUACGACGACAAAAAAGGUAAACGUUCACCACCACCUCAAUACAACUUUCAGGACAACCAGAGACGCCACCGCGAUGUAAAAACCGGGCCCCCAAGACCUUCGACGACCCCGUGGUCGACCAAUAACUUCCUAGAAACACCGUGGAGGCCCCAAAACGUCCCGCCCAGCCAGCAGUUUCAAAGUGAUGGCAGGUAUCAGCCGUACCCUUUAACGCAACCUUUUGUUGGUAGUUUGUCGGAUAACUUCUACAGACCUCCAGAGUACACUCCAAAAUACGACUCCAGGAAAUAUUGAGUUAUUGAGUUAAUAAAUACGUUUAGUUUCUUUGGUUUUAUUCACUUAUGCUACAAUAAUUUUAAUCCUAGUAGGUUUUAAACGGCCUUUUUCCAUACUUCCUGUACAAAUAUUCCCAGAAUCGUACGUAAUCAUUUCUAUAGUCACUCUCAAUAGUUAAAUCUAAGUUUAUGUUUAGUUGUACAAGGUUAUUUGGCUGCGCCAGCGGCCAUAUUGUAUUAUUUAACAAAGGUUCUUCAAAUGGGGUAGG
Brassicogethes aeneus is the source of this 1737-nucleotide messenger RNA. The record is from the annotation of a GenBank genome assembly. Lineage: Eukaryota; Metazoa; Arthropoda; Insecta; Coleoptera; Nitidulidae.